Molecule: messenger RNA, 1768 nt
Organism: Vitis vinifera (wine grape)
Lineage: Eukaryota; Viridiplantae; Streptophyta; Magnoliopsida; Vitales; Vitaceae
Exons: 10
Coding region: 218-1531 (437 amino acids)
Biological process (GO): double-strand break repair
Cellular component (GO): BRCA1-A complex; BRISC complex
Molecular function (GO): metallopeptidase activity; cysteine-type deubiquitinase activity; polyubiquitin modification-dependent protein binding
Source: RefSeq, a predicted model, not a curated record
CUACGGCCCGUCACACUAGAUCACCUGAAGGCCUGAGAAAUGAGAUCCAUCGCCCAGAAGGCUUUCUUCCCUGCCAACACACACGCAAGGGAUUAUAGAGGAGAAGAGAAGACGCCCAACCCCUCGAAGAUCUCGGUCAUCUGUCUUCAUCUUCCCGAUUGUUAGAUAUAGAAACCCAAGAUUUCUAGAGACGAAGGAGAGCAAAAUCAGAGGGAGAAUGUCUCUGACGUGCGUGAAGAUGAGCGAAGAUGUGUGGUUGACAUGUACGACUCAUGCAUUGUCUACUGAGACUGAAGAGAUCAUGGGACUUCUUCUUGGUGAUAUUGAGUACUCAAAAAAUGGGAGUGUGACUGCACUGAUUUGGGGAGCAUCACCACAAACGAGGUCUGAUCGGCGGAAAGACCGAGUAGAGACCAAUCCUGAACAGUUGGCGGCUGCAUCAGCUCAGGCUGAGAGAAUGACUGUGGCAACAGGAAAAACUACAAGAGUGAUUGGGUGGUACCAUUCGCAUCCUCAUAUUACAGUGCUUCCUUCCCAUGUUGAUGUACGAACUCAAGCAAUGUAUCAACUUUUAGAUUCUGGGUUCAUUGGGCUAAUAUUUUCCUGUUUUAGUGAAGAUGCUCAAAAGGUUGGAAGGAUCCAAGUUAUAGCCUUCCAGUCCACAGAUGGGAAGCAGAGCAACAUGUCAAGACCUAUUUCUCUUUCCCCUGUACACAGAAGUUCAAUUAUAGAUGUUGAAUCAUCUUUUAGUUCCUCAGAGAAUGCACCUGCAAAAUCUGGCCCUGCAAGGGUGGAAAGCUCUGAACAAGACACUGGUGAUUCAAGAACAAUGGCUUUAGUAAACAAGGGUGGGGGAAGAUCUUCAGACUUGGGGGGUUUCUUUGCUAAUGCUGAUGCCAACUAUCUAGGGCGAGAUAAAAUGGGAGGAAACUAUCAUACCAACAACUCUGAGAAUGCCGUUGUUGAUGUAGACCCCAUGGAUAUGUCAGAAAGUAUGCAAGAAGCAAUGCAUCGCUCAAAUUUGGACAUGAGUGGUGCGGAGUAUGUGAGAAAAGAAGUCCCUCUCCUUGUUUUCCCAACCUUGUCUCUUCUCAAGCUCGAUUCACCUUUAACUUCUUUUACGGAUUUGCAACGUGUGCUAUAUGAAGAGGAGAGAGCAGCAUACAACCAGGCCAUUGUACAGAAUAUGAGGGAUGGGAAAGUUCAUCCACUGGCUUUCAUUCAUCACACAUCCACAUAUCAGGCUUCCAUGUGCAAAUUGAUGGAGUAUUGUUUAAGUCCUGCCAUAAAUGCCCUCCAGGACCGUUUGAAAGAAAAUGAAAUACGGCUAGCAAUUCUGACUGAUGAAGCCAGAACUUUGGAGACUGAGGCCUUCAAAGGAAGCGAGUCAAGCUCUGGAUCCCCUCGUAACUUUCAAUCUCAUGGCAUCCGAGGAAGUGCUUCAUUUGGUCAUAGAGACUUAUAUCCUGCUGAAUCCAUUAAUUUAAGGAGUGUUGCUGGUCCUGGUAGCCGGAGCAGAAGAGGGUCUUAAUUAUUCCAAGACAAAUCUCUUCUGGACACAUUGCUUUAGUGCUGUGUGCUGUUGCACCCUGCCAUGGUUAUGUUAUUUUGUUUUCUGCCUUUUGUAUCCUGCAGAUGUUGGUGCCAUUUUUAAGAUUGUAUGAUAUGAGGAUGACCUGUUAUCUAGUGAUUGUAAAUGACAACCGACUUAAGUUAUUAUAUUGUACACAAAUGGUUUAUUAGGAUUCCGAAUUCAAGUCCUUGUUCA